AUGGAUGGAACUAGGAAUGACACAGCUCCCAUAGAACUACAAGAUCCCUUGGUGCUUGUCUUAGCUCGUUGGGUAUUGGCUAGUAAUGGUAUCCUUGCAAACUCAUUUGUCAUAUUUGUGUUUGUCUACAACAAGACUUACAAGAAGUCUCUGUCACUCAAAUUACUUCUCCAUCAGACUAUAGUUGAUUUGAUCAGCUCUGUGAUGUUUUUGAUCUUCCACAACACCGAUGUUCCUGAUGGUACCAGAGGAACUCUUUUCUAUAAAAUGGAAUUUCUCUUCAAGUACAUGUCAGUAACCUCGACAUUUAAUUUUGUCAUGCUUACAAUUGAAUGCUAUAUUGCUGUCAUCCAUCCAUUAUUAUAUCGCCAGAAAUCUUUGCAUAGAAAAAUAACAUACCUGUCACUCGCUAUCCCCCAUGUAUGCGGUAUAAUUUUAACGUUAUAUGUUGCUAUUAAUGUUGAAAAAAACCCAAAUGUGACCUAUUGUACAGGUAAUGAGGUAAAAACUGUAGCUGCUGUAUUGUUAAUUACUGUUUACUGGAUGGUACCGAUUUCCAUUAUGCUGUACUGUUAUAUACAGAUGUUGUUGAAAUUACACAAAACAAGCAGAGUAAGCCAGCAACCUUCAUCUCGACCUAAGGACAGCCGACAAAUUUAUCGGGUCAAGUCGGAUCUGUUGACUACACUCAUCCUCAUUGCGUUUGUUUACAUUCUUACAAUAACUCCAAGCAGUGUUUUUCUGUUGAUUCACUUUAUAUACCAUAGAUAUAAUUUUACUUAUGAGUUGAGUAUGUUAUUUCUGGAGUUAAAUCUUUCCAUGAAUCCAUUUAUCUACUGUGUCACAUGCAAAGAUUUUCAACGGGGAGUUUGCAAGAUCAAACGUUACAUAUUCCAGGACUUCCCAAAGCCAGUACUGGUCAUGUGA
Messenger RNA from Anneissia japonica, 927 nucleotides. RefSeq names its product G-protein coupled receptor 87-like. Gene Ontology annotation, cellular component: membrane. Gene Ontology annotation, molecular function: G protein-coupled receptor activity. The record is from RefSeq and is a predicted model, not a curated record. The transcript has a single exon. Lineage: Eukaryota; Metazoa; Echinodermata; Crinoidea; Comatulida; Comatulidae. Gene Ontology annotation, biological process: G protein-coupled receptor signaling pathway. The coding region runs from base 1 to 927 and encodes 308 amino acids.